UAGAACCUCUCUUCAUCUAAAUCCGCCCUGGUGGUUUGGCGCAGUUUGCAGUGUGGCCUUUUCCACGUGUUAUCUGCUCAGGACAGUCUUAUCAUUAUGAUUGUGACUUUUGAACAGCUUUAUUUGAACAAAUAUUCACCAAUGACAUGUGGUUCCUAAACAUUCCAUUGCUUUGGAUUUCAAAGUUCAACAAGCUAAGCACAGUUGUCUGAUUUCAGGGAUCUAAGAUAACUGGCAGAAUGAGCUCUUGGAAGAAAAUGGAUAAAGAGGAACUGGAAAAGGAGUACUCUCCCAGUUGCUGGUCACACCGUAUGGACAGAUCUGCGGUAAUAGAAUCUCACAUCAAAGAACUUACCAAAGGCACCAUGAAAGGUCGCAAUGAAGCUCAUACAACGUUAGAUGAAGCCUACGGACAAGGGGAAUGUGAGAAGUUAGACAUAUAUCUCCCUCCAACCCCAUCAACAGCUUCAGCUUUGCUCAUCUACUUUCAUGGGGGAUAUUGGACGAUGCUGAGUAAAGAAUUGUCUGGUUUUAUGGUGCCCCCACUAGUUAAAGCUGGAGUAAUUGUCGUUGCUGUGGACUAUGUACUUGCACCAAAAGGUAACAUGGACUUGAUUGUUUCUCAGGUCCGGCGUAGUGUGGCCUACAUUACACAGCAGUAUUCUGCCGUGAGUGGCGUUUACGUCUGUGGGCAUUCUGCUGGUGCACAUUUAGGUGCUAUGGUGCUGUGCACGGACUGGACAGAGUACAAUGUUACUCCUGAUAUCAAAGGUGCUUUGCUUGUCAGUGGAAUUUACGAUAUCCGUCCAAUUGUCUACACCAGUGUCAAUCAUCCCCUGCAGAUGACUGAGGACGAAGCUGUCCGAAACAGCCCGAUGGAGUUUGCAAAUGCAAUGAAAGGAGUGGCUAAGAACUCUGAGAUUGUGGUUGCUGUGGCUCAGUAUGAUUCAAAUGAAUUUAGGAGACAAUCACAGGAAUAUUACCAGGCUGUUAAGGCUGCUGGAUUCAAUGCAUCUUUUCAAGAUAUAUCAAAUCGUGAUCAUUUCGAUAUUAUAGAGAAACUGGUGGAAGAGAACUAUGUUCUAACACAGGUUCUGUUAAAAAUGAUGACUAGGAAAUGAACAACGAACAACAAAACUUUUAGGUAAUACCUCAACAGUUCCCAAUCAAGUCCAAUGAAGUUCUGAGCUUAUCACCUACUGGUCUCGUCGAAUCAUGAGCAUGCUCAAUAACUCAAAUUAUUUGUUCUCAAAAAUGCGAGUUAUAAAUGAAAUGGUUGUAAUAUUUGGUUAUUUAAACUUAAGCUCUACCCACUCCAAUGAUCAGUCAUGUAUAACACAGGGUGCAAGAGUAACUCAGCAGGUCAGGCAGCAGCUCUGGAGGGAAUGGAUAGGUAACGUUUCAGGUCAGGAUUCUUCUUCAGUCCUUGUUCCAAACAUACAUUGCCACCAUUCCCCAACUUUUUCUCUACUACAUCGACGACUACAUUGGAACGGCCCCCUGCACCCGUGCUUUCAUUGGCUUUAUCAGUCUGAGGAAGGGUCCCAACCCGAACCCUAGUCAUUCCUUCCACAUGCACUAUGUUGCCUGAUCUGCUGAAUUACUCAAACACUUGUGUUUUGCUCAAGAUUGCAGCCUCUGCAGUUCCCUGUGUCUUUAUUAGUUAUGUAAUCUCAGCUUUGAUAUGUAUAGGUAAUCAGACUUGCCCAUUUGAAACCCCGUGCCUUAAACAAAUAGGUUUUAGAGCCCUUUAACUGGGCCUUUUUACACAUCCAAUCAUGCACUCCACCUGCCUAUGCACACAGCAGCAUAACACUUAAUUUUAGUAUAUCCAUUUAUGGCUGUGGGCUUUAGUACGUUCUCAAGAAAUUGUGCGAUUCACAGCUGUUGGCCCACCAAAUGGUCCUUUUUGAUGGGUUUUGAGUAACAUACUACAGGGUUUCAAAUUGCAUUACUCCUUAGGUGUCCUUGUUUUUCAAUGUGUGGCUGGCUGUUUGACGUUUUCUGUCGUUUUUCACUCAUCUAAUACCUGUAGAAAAACUACUUCAGUGAAAAAAGAGACCCACCUUCAGUUCGCAUUUCCAGCAGUUUUCUACCACAAUGUAAUGUGUUUCGUCUGCGGGUGCGACUGCAGAGCAAACAACAGUGGUAAGUUAGUGGUAGAGUUGCUGCCUUACAGCAGCAGAGACCAGAGUUCAAUCCUGUGCGGAGUUUGCUCCUUCUCCCUGCGACCGCGUGGCUUUCCUCUGGGUGCUCCAUUUUCCUCCCACAUGUCAAAAGGGUGGGUUUGUAGGUUAACUGGCCACUGUAUAAUUACCCCAUGUGUGUCGGGAGUGGAUGCAAAAGUGGGAUAACAUAGAACCAGAGUGAAUGGGGGAUCAAAGGUCAGUGUGGACUCAGUGAACAAAAGAGUCUGUUUCCAUGCUGUAUCUGUAAAAUUAAAUUAUUGUUAUCUUCUUGCUGCAGGAAUAAUGCUAGGCAUUCCUACAUCUAGCCAUUUGUAUACAGUAAUGGAAAACGCUUUCAUAUACUGUAUCAAGAAAAGUAUUUUGAUGUUAAAUACGAUACCACUAUUAAACACUAAUUACAGUACAACAUUGCAACCGUACCAUAGUAAUAUGUUUAGUUUAGGGAUACAGCAUAGAAUCAGGCCUUUCGGCUGACCGAGUCCAUGGCAAGCAUCGAUCACUUGUUCACGCUAGUUCUAUGUUAUCCCACUGCAGUAAUUCUCCAGAAACAAUUUUGAAUCGAAUCAAGAAAAUAAAAAGCUCUGUCCAACAUGCAGACUUGCACCCUGGAAGAUAUGUUAAUUUACACACACCACACUGGUAGGAGAUGACCAGACAUGAACCAGGAGUGUUUUUUGAGCUUCCAUUCAAACAGUCACAUAUUUUGAUGAAAUGAAUUCCUCUAAAAUGCCUGAUUUUUGUGAUGCUAUUGUCUGCAAUGCCUUUAUUUAGUAAGUUAUGUUCAUUUUAAUGCAACAUAAGAGGCAAUGAAUGCACCUUGUGUUUCAAUUUUGUGUUAGAAAUUGUAGAGAUAAUUCUUUUAAUAUAGGCGUGUAUUAAUUGAGCGUGGACAAAUAAAAGGAAUUGUUCUGAACCA
Molecule: messenger RNA, 3105 nt
Organism: Amblyraja radiata (thorny skate)
Lineage: Eukaryota; Metazoa; Chordata; Chondrichthyes; Rajiformes; Rajidae
Gene: afmid
Product: arylformamidase
Exons: 12
Coding region: 240-1121 (293 amino acids)
Molecular function (GO): arylformamidase activity
Source: RefSeq, a predicted model, not a curated record